Molecule: messenger RNA, 4421 nt
Organism: Pieris napi
Lineage: Eukaryota; Metazoa; Arthropoda; Insecta; Lepidoptera; Pieridae
Gene: Atg9
Product: autophagy-related protein 9A
Exons: 15
Coding region: 356-2614 (752 amino acids)
Biological process (GO): autophagy of mitochondrion; protein localization to phagophore assembly site
Cellular component (GO): phagophore assembly site; autophagosome
Source: RefSeq, a predicted model, not a curated record
CAAUAGUCAAUGUCUUGUGCCUGUGGUUUAUUUAUUAAUUUUGUGGUAUUUUUCGUCAUAAUAAAUUUGGUUUCUUCAACAAUUUUAGCCAUUGCCCUUAAUAUUUAUAAUGUAAGCUAAAAUUUGAUGUAACUCAGUAAGAUUAUUAUUACAUUUUAAAAUCUAAUUUAAUAUAAAGGGGUACAAAAUUUUAAAUUUAUUUAGCAAAUUCCUUUGUAUUUCAAACUACGUAAGACCAUGAAAGACAUAAUAGUUUUCUGGGCCAAAGUCAAGAAUGCUUAAAGAGUGGGCUCAUUGUAUAAAAAUUAGUCGUAGAAAUAUUUACAGUUAAUGUAGAGUCAAAAUUCAAAAGAAGAUGGCUCAUUUUAGACGCGAUAUUACGUAUAGUGCAUUAAACAAUGAAUUAGUACCACCAUUAGCAAUAUCUGCUGAAAAUGCAGCUGGUUCACCAACUGUGAUAUCCCUAGAUCACGAACAUGACGACUCUACCAAUGUUAUCAUUCACAAAGUACCGCAAACAAAGGGAGGAUGGACACAUAUUCAAGAUCUAGAUUCUUUUUUUACAAGAAUGUAUAGAUACUAUGUUAGAGGGGGAUUUUAUCCUAUGAUUAUGUCUGAUAUAUUUUAUUUGUUACAAUUUGUAUUCAUUGUCUGGUUUUCCACAUUCUUAGUGCAUUGUGUUAAUUAUCAGAAACUAUUUAGAAAUGACCCAAAUAUAACUAGAAGUGAUAAACUUAGCUUAAGUGAUGUUAUAUUACCAACAACAGAAUGUCGUGCUAGUAUUUCAUGGCAAUGGUGGUGUCUCAUAGUAUUGUGUUUAAUUAUUUGGCUUAUGAGGCUGAUAAUAUCAAUAUAUCAUUUAUAUUAUGCCUAUGAUACAAAACUAUUUUAUAAUAAUGCAUUAAGAAUAAAAGAGAGUGACUUGGGAUGGGUUAAUUGGACAACAAUACAGGAUAGAGUGAGGGAGGCUCAACCAGAACAUCAUAUGUGUGUUCAGAAACAGGAUAUCAACGAACUAGAUAUUUAUCACAGAAUACUCAGGUUUAAUAACUACAUGGUGGCAAUGGUUAAUAAGAAUCUAUUACCGCUACAAAUACAUGUGCCUUGUAUUGGAGAUUUUCACUAUUUAUCAAAAGGUCUAAAGUGGAAUUUGGAGUUUCUCUUAUUUUCUAGUCCAUGGAGCCCUUGGGAAAACUGCUGGCAGCUUCGUUCAAAUUACAAAGACCCAACAAAAAGAAUGGUUUUAGCUCGACAACUCGAACGACAAAUAUUACUUUUGGCUCUGGCUAAUUUUGUACUUGCACCUCUGAUAUUAGCAUGGCAAAUAUUGUACUUUUUCUUCAAUUAUGCUGAGUUAAUAAAGAGAUCGCCAGGGUCACUCGGCCUACGGACUUGGUCGCUUUACGCUCGAAUAACUCUGAGGCAUUUUAAUGAGCUCGAACACGAAUUGAGGGAUCGACUAAAUCGCGCUCACAAACCUGCGCUGAAAUAUUUAGCGAGUUUCAGUUCGCCUAUCACAACCGUUAUUGCGAGGAAUAUUGUGUUUGUAUCGGCGAGUAUUCUCGGAGUAUUGGUUGCCCUUUCAGUGUACGACGAAGAUGUAUUGACCGUAGAACAUGUCCUAACAAUAAUCACUAUCCUCGGCUGUGUUCUCGCUGGAGCUAGAGCUUUAAUAGGACUCGAGGAACAUCUUGAUGGUGGGUGCACGGGGCCAACCCGCGGUGAAGAAUUAUUUGUACAAGUGUUGGGAUACGUACACUAUCUGCCAGCCGCUUGGAGGGGUCGCGCCCAUACAAAAGACGUGGCUGCUCACUUCCAACAACUGUUUCAGUUCCGAGCGGUGUACAUUCUGUUCGAGUUGCUUAGCCCUCUACUUUGUCCACUUGUUCUAUUAUCACUCCGCGCACGCGCACUUGAUAUAGUGGACUUUUAUAGGAACUUCACUGUAAGCGUGCUUGGAAUCGGAGAUGUUUGCUCAUUUGCUCAGUUGGAUAUCAGACGCCAUGGAAAUCCUGAUUGGCAGACCCCGUUGAAGUAUGACAAACUAAAAGGUGGCAAUACACAAUAUAAUCAGGGUGAAGGUGGUAAAACGGAAUUGUCUCUGGUCGCAUUCUCUUGCCGACACCCGGGAUGGCAUCCAAGUGAACCCGCCCAAAGACAAUUUUUACGAUCUCUACGACAGAGUAUGCACCAUGCUUUACCCGCAAACAAUGGCCUGAACAAAACGAUGCUGGGAUCAUACAUUCAACAAAGUAUAUUCGGUGUCAACACUCCAUUACCUGCAGUUCUCUCCUAUUAUCAGCAGCAGAAAACUCAAUAUCGACUACCGGACAUGGAUGAAACGAGCGACGAAGAAGAGGGACCAAGUGGACAAUCAGUGAAGGAUCAAGGCCUGGCUGGUGCCAGCAGUGCAUUGGGUGCCAGCGCGUUAGGGCUUGACCCCACUACCGAAAUGCCAGCAGAUGAAUUGCGUGAUAUAUCAGUCAGUACUUUACACCUCUACGAUCUUCAUCUCUCACAGGGUGGCGGCAACGUAUCGUGUUGUACGAACAAAUGCAGCGAACGACCAUCUCGUUGGUCAAGCGGUGAGCAAACGCCGCUACUACGUCCUUAACGAUGGUCUAAUUCGCCCCGCGAUAAAGGACCUGUGUGGGUCUAGCUCUGGGUACACGCACUGUCUUGUCGGUACAGAAUGUAAGAUCAAUAUUAAUUCAAUAGACGCAACGUUUCAGUUGUAAAAGCAAUAUCUUAAUUGACGCGUGUCAACUCACAAUCAUUUGACGUUUGAUAGAAUAUUUUUUAAUAUUAAUAAUAAUUUUCAAAUUUAUAAUAUGUAAAAGUUUAAUAUUUUUAUAUGUUUUAAUUUUAUUCAUAUUGACAUACUAUUCACACUUACAUAUCUCUAAAAACUUUUGGUCCUUCAAUCCGGAAUUAGUUUCAAAAGAAAACCUCUUACUGUCGGGUUCCAUAUCUUAAAUACUAUCACGGUUUCCUCUAUACAAGAGAAAUAUAAUAUCAUUUGAUUCAGUCGGUUUUCGUGGUACGUAAAUCCUAUGAAACUAUUAUUGUAUAGCUACAACAUGGCUAAUAUGUUUAGUAUUUUGAUUGUAAAAUUUGAUAAAGGUUUUGGUAGACAGUCGUAAAUCCAGGGUACGCAUUGGCAUCUAUUUUUGUAGGGAAUUUUAAAAAUAUGCCAAUGCAUCGCGAGGGGAUUAUUAUUAAUGAUAUUUUAUAUCUUGACAUUGUUUUAAGUCAUAACGACUUUAGAUUAAGUUUUUGACGACAAAAUUAUUAAUUUGUCGAACGGUACAUUGCGUCAUGUUUAUAAACGCACAUAUUUAGGCUAAAAACGCAUAGUGAGUGAUUAGUGAGUGAUUUUGUAAAUAAAAUAUUUUGUCACAUUUACACUCCCUUGCUAUAUUCCUGCCGCUGCUGGAAAUAUUUCCUUAAAUACUUCUUGCAGCAUAAUUGGGCCGUCAUACUCAGCUCUUAGUGACAGCGCCAGCGAUUUAUUUAAAUACUCACGCUGCCCUCUUCCUUGCUCAAUUAUCAGAAAGCGCUGAGUGUAGAUGUGGCAUUCCGUCAUUUGACGAUAGUAUUAGAAAUAACUAUAAUGACAUGUAUUCAUCGGCCUUAUGCUAAGUGAGAUAUAAAAUUUGCUAUUUUUAUUUUUGUGUGAUUUUAGAAUAGUCGUUGUUUAUUUUUCCACGUCAAACAUACAAGAAUAUAUGAGAUAUUGUUUUCGCGUUUCUCAAUUGCCGAAAGGCAUGUUUCGGAAUGAUGUGCUUUUAUAGAAAGCCUUAAGUUUAUAUAUUUUUAAUGUCGCAUAAUGCAAUUAGCGCUUCAAUUGCCUUUACAUAACGAUGUCGAUACAUCGAUAAUAUUUUAAUUAAAACCGUGGGACUUCUAGUCCCAUAUUCGGAACGCGAAGCAAUGACUUUUAAUGUAUUCUUUGAUAUUUUUGACUACAUAAGACUAGUUUCUAUCUUGAUCCGUAUAAGAAGACUGGUCUAAGUGUUGUACAAUGUAGAUUCAUAUAUUAAUUGAGAAAAUAAAACAGCUCGCCGAAUUUUGUACAAAAAAAAAUUCUAAAAAUUCAAAUACAAGUACCUGAAAUCUUUUUGAUUCAUUCUAGACAAAUGCUAUAUUGGCAUAAGUUGAGAGUGAUUUUUGAAAUGCGCUUUGUCAAGUGAUGUGUUAAAUAAAUUAGGAGUUAUCAUUAAUAUUUUUAUACGCCCAAUGGGGAUGGGUAUCAAAUGAAAGUCCUUUUGAUUAACAUGUUUCGGUAAGAAAUUAUUCAAUCUCAAGACAUGAUAAAUAUAUAAUUGAAGCAUUGACUUGUUUGAAUUAAUAAAGUAAUUAGCUAGAUUUUUUAUAAGCAAUAAAAAACGGGCAAAAUAACCUAGGGAGCUAGAGUCUAC